Messenger RNA from Hibiscus syriacus, 814 nucleotides. RefSeq names its product E3 ubiquitin-protein ligase RNF4-like. The transcript has 5 exons. Lineage: Eukaryota; Viridiplantae; Streptophyta; Magnoliopsida; Malvales; Malvaceae. Bases 1 to 552 code for a protein of 183 amino acids. The record is from RefSeq and is a predicted model, not a curated record.
AUGGAUUCGUUUCAAUCAUGGGUGUUAAUAAUUCUAGGCUUAGAACAGGCUGACCUCGAGGAAGUGGUCAGCUAUUCGAUAGAGCCUGUGCUACCUGAUAUCAUUGAUGUUGAAGCUGUUGAAGAUGAUGUAAUUGAAUCUUCUGCUACAGAAUUUGCAGAGGCUAAAAAUAAUUCUAGGAGGAGCAGAAGGAUCGUUGUUGACAUAGAUUCAGGGUGUCCGGCUAGGUCAACUACUAAUAAUCAGAACAAACGUAGAAGACUUAAUCCGAGCCAAACAGUUAUCAAUUGUGAUCAUUACAUUAAUUUGGAAAGCACACCACAGUCUAUUGUCAAGGAAAUCAUAAAGCCGCAACCACCCCCACAGAAACCAACCUUCAACUGUCCAAUUUGCAUGGGUUCAUUCACUGAGGAGAUGUCAACAAGGUGUGGGCACAUAUUCUGCAAGGCAUGCAUUAAAACUGCAUUAGCUGUGCGGCGCAAAUGCCCAACUUGCAGAAAAAGGGUCGUCGUGAAGGAACUAAUCAGGGUCUUCCUUCCAUCAGCUAGUUAAAUAUGAGCUCUAUGCCCAACUAGUAAGGAUAAUUCAAAUUGCCCUUGAAUGGAGUUGGCAUGUCAAUGGAACAAAACUUUGAAGGGAAAUGUUACUAGUGCCUUUUGGUACAUGCCCUAACAGCAAAAAGAAGAAAAUAUCAAAAUUCAAUAAGCCUAACUAGUGCCUAUAGGCACUGCUUAAGCAAAUCCUUCUUUGAAUAUUGGAAUAUUUUACAUGUUUUGAACUCUGUUUGAGCAGAUAAUCUAUUUGAUUAGUUAUC